Messenger RNA from Clavispora lusitaniae ATCC 42720, 1053 nucleotides. RefSeq names its product translation initiation factor eIF3 subunit i (gene TIF34). The record is from RefSeq and is a predicted model, not a curated record. Gene Ontology annotation, biological process: cytoplasmic translational initiation. Gene Ontology annotation, molecular function: RNA binding; translation initiation factor activity; protein binding. Lineage: Eukaryota; Fungi; Ascomycota; Pichiomycetes; Serinales; Metschnikowiaceae. Gene Ontology annotation, cellular component: cytoplasm; eukaryotic translation initiation factor 3 complex, eIF3m.
AUGAGACCGAUUAAGUUGAUGGGACACGAGCGUUCGUUGACGCAAGUCAAAUUCAACAGAGAGGGCGACCUCCUUUUCUCUGUGGCCAAAGACUCCUCCGCCUCUGUAUGGUACUCGUCCAACGGAGAAAGAUUAGGCACUUUGGAAGGUCACCAAGGUACCAUCUGGUCGAUCGACGUGGACCUGAAAACACUUUUGUGUGCGACAGGAAGCGCUGAUCUCACGAUCCGUUUGUGGAAGGCCGAGACCGGCGAGUGUGUUUACAAGUGGGAAACGGCGUCUCCCGUGAGAAGAGUGGCGUUUUCGCCCGACAACACCAAGUUGUUGGCAGUGACAGACAAGGUGAUGGGCAGCAAAGGUGCCAUUUCCGUGUACGACAUAAAUUACGACGACAUCACGGCGCAAAAGAGCGAGCCCAGUCUUGUGAUCGAGACCCGGCCCGACGCCACCAAAGUCACGAUUGCCGGCUGGUCUGCCGAGGGCAAGUACAUCAUUGCAGGCCACGAGGACGGCUACGUGAGCAAGUACGACGGUGUUCUGGGCGAGUUUCUCCAGACGGUGCAGGCGCACGGUAUCCACAACGAGGAGAAGGUCAUUUCCAUCACCGAUAUCCAGUUUGCUCCCGAGGACAGACUGUACUUCAUCACAGCAUCCAAAGACAAGAACGCCACGUUGAUCGACGUGGACACGUUUGAAAUAUUAAAGGUGUACAAGGCCGAUGCGCCAAUGAACACUGCUGCCAUCACACCAAAGAAGAACUUUGUCGUUUUGGGCGGAGGUCAGGAGGCCAGGAAUGUCACCACCACUGCCGAGUCGCAAGGUAAGUUCGAGGCCAGAUUCUACCACAAGAUCUUUGUCGACGAGAUUGGCCGUGUCAAGGGUCAUUUCGGUCCUUUGAACACCGUGGCCAUCCACCCAGACGGAACUGGCUAUGUUUCUGGAGGAGAAGACGGUUUCAUCAGAGUACACUACUUUGACAAGUCGUACUACGACUUUGAGUUUGAUGCUGAGAGAACCGAGAGAGUCAAGGCCCAGGCCCAGGCUGUUAAUUAG